This is a messenger RNA of Culex pipiens pallens (northern house mosquito), 998 nucleotides long. RefSeq lists its product as uncharacterized. The record is from RefSeq and is a predicted model, not a curated record. Gene Ontology annotation, molecular function: oxidoreductase activity, acting on the CH-OH group of donors, NAD or NADP as acceptor. The transcript has 3 exons. NCBI's taxonomy places the organism in Eukaryota, Metazoa, Arthropoda, Insecta, Diptera, Culicidae. Bases 1 to 876 code for a protein of 291 amino acids. Gene Ontology annotation, cellular component: lipid droplet.
AUGCUUCGUUGCGCUCCGUGUAGUUCGCCUAAGAACACCACUCGCAAUCAGUCUUUGAUCGGCCGUGCGAUGAGUAGUUUGGUUGAGUUCCAGAAGUUGCCGUACAAUCCGGCCCUGCCGCUGCCACAGCGAACACCGCUGAUGACCGUGGUCCGCGUGCUAAAGAUCGUUACCAAAUUGCUGAUUUAUGUAACGAAAUUGAUUCCACACACGUUGUACCUGUUGGCGCGAAAGUUCUUGCGUUGGAAGAAUCCCAAAGACAUUCGCGGCUGGACGGCGUUGGUCACUGGUGGCGCAAACGGACUGGGCCGCGCCAUCGCCAUCGAGUUGGCCAAACAUGGCUGCCACGUGGUCGUAGCCGACUUGGAUGAGUACGCAGCGACGAGAACCGUGCUGGAGCUGAGAUAUUACGGCGUGAAAGCCGUUGCGUACAAAAUUGACGUAGCCUGCUGCGAUCAAGUUAACGAUCUUCGCCAGCGCAUAGAAGCCGACCUGGGAUCGCCGGUGGAUCUGCUCGUGAACAACGCCGGCCUCGUCCCGUUUCUCGUGUCGGAUGAGUACGUGCCGGAAAAUCUGCAACGUCUGGUGAACGUCAACAUUCUAGCCAGCUUUUAUACGGUCAACGCGUUCCUGCCGGGGAUGUACGCCCGCAAGCGAGGUCACAUUGUGACGAUUGCGUCGGCGUCGGCCCUGCUGCCGGUGGGGUUGACGCGGCACUACACCACGACCAAGUACGCGGUGCGCGGCUUCAUGGAGGAGCUGCGGGACGAGAUACGGCUGGCGGGGCAGGCCCGCACCGUCAAGACGACGGCCAUCUUUCCGUUUCAGCUGAACACGCGCAGGGAGCUGGUGGAGGCGGUGCUGAAGAUGCCGUGAGUAGCUUAAAAGAAAUCAGUUUAGGUAAUCUUGUUUUAGUUUGAUAUGAUUUUUUUAAACUUUAUAUUUUUAUGAAAUUUCUAUUUUUUUUGGUUUUAUUUGUCACACCUUGAUUUUUGAAU